Lates calcarifer (barramundi perch) is the source of this 3371-nucleotide messenger RNA. Its product is annotated as extracellular calcium-sensing receptor-like. Gene Ontology annotation, molecular function: G protein-coupled receptor activity. Gene Ontology annotation, biological process: G protein-coupled receptor signaling pathway. The record is from RefSeq and is a predicted model, not a curated record. Gene Ontology annotation, cellular component: membrane. Lineage: Eukaryota; Metazoa; Chordata; Actinopteri; Centropomidae.
AUGGCAUUGUGGGCUGCAAAGCUUAUUAUGUUUCUUUCUCUCUUUAGGGGCACACCUGGCUCAGCUGCUCUGGAUAGCUGUGUUUUCUUGGGGGAAGAGGAGAAAAACAGUCUAUACGAAGAUGGAGAUGUAGUUAUAGGGGGCUUAUUCCCUCUACACUACAGCCCUGAGUCUUCUCUUCCAACAUACAAAACCAAACCAGCCCCUACUAUGUAUAAGUUUUUCAGCUCCCGCACCUUGCGCUGGAUUCAGACCAUGACUUUUGCAAUCAAAGAGAUCAACCAGCGCAGUGACCUCCUGCCACAGCUCAAGCUGGGUUACCAUAUCCGUGACAGCUCUAAUGACAUACCUGUGGCUCUGAGAGCAUUGUUGUUGUUGGUGAAUGGCCAACCAGAUAGAGGCUCAGGAGCCGAGAGUGUUAAAAGAGACAAAAGUAUACAGAGAAACAUUAAUGGUUCUAGUUUAGGCUGUGCUGCUGUACACAGGACUGUGUCCCCAGUUAUCGUAGGAGAUGCUAGCUCUGGGACUUCUUUGGCUCUGCUAAGAAGCCUGGGUUCUUUCCAUAUCCCACUGGUGAGCUAUUUUGCAUCCUGCAGCUGUCUGAGUGACCAAAGGGAGUUCCCCACCUUCAUGCGCACAAUGCCAAGUGAUGCCUUCCAGAUCAGAGCCCUGGCCCGGCUGGUCAGCUAUUUUGGCUGGACCUGGGUGGGAGUCAUUGGCGUGGAAUCUGAUUAUGCUCGCUUUGCCAUCCAGCUCUUCCUACAAGAGUCAGUGCAGUAUGGUGUGUGUGCUGCCUACACUCAUUUCUAUCCUGUAGGCCGGAAUCAGCAGGCUCUAGAUAAUCUUCUGGAUGUUAUUCAGAUGGCAUCCUCAAAAGUCAUCAUUAAUUUUUCCAGUGAGUCAGACAUGCAGGGCAUUCUCAGAGAGAUCAGACGUCGGAAUAUAACUGGCCUGCAGUGGAUUGCCAGUGAGGCCUGGGCCACUGCCACAUUGCUCUGGGAAAAGUUUGAAGAUCUCCUGACUGGAACUCUAGGAUUUGCCAUCCAGAGAGCUGAUGUGAUUCCAGGGCUGGAGGAACAUCUCACCAGUGUCAGACCCUCAGAUAUUCAUAAAUCUGGUUUCUUGGCAGAAUUUUGGGAAGAGACAUUUAACUGUCAAUUGAAUGGGUCAGUGAACAGCCACUUCCACGGGGUCGGCAACUACCUUGACAGAUUGCCAUGUAAAGGGACAGAGAGUUUAGAUGAUGUUUACUCUCCUUAUUCUGAUGUGACACAGCUACGAGUGUCCUAUAACGUCUACAAAGCUGUGUAUCUGGUGGCCCAUGCCUUGCAAGAUAUGAGUGACUGCAAAGGUAGAAAAGGUCCUUUUUCUAAUGGCACCUGUGCAGAUCCAAAACAUUUUAAACCUUGGCAGCUCAUCCACUAUAUGAGGCGUGCUAAUUUUUCUGCACUGGGGGAGGAAGUCAACUUUGAUCAAAAUGGUGACCCCAUUGCUUAUUAUGAUCUUGUGAACUGGCAGAGGAGUCCUGAUGGCUCACUGCAUUUAGUCAAAGUAGGUUUCUAUGAUGCCUCAUCGCCUGCUGGAUACAGCCUGGUCAUAAAUGACUCAGUGAUUCAGUGGCCUGUCGGGAAGCAGGCUUCCCGGUCUGUAUGCAGUGAUAGCUGUCCUCCAGGUUCCCGUGUUGCCAGGAGAAAGGGGGAACCCAUCUGCUGUUUUGACUGUGUCCCCUGUGCUGAGGGAGAAGUUAGUAAUGAGACUGAUUCUUUAGAGUGCACCCGCUGCUCAGAGGACACAUGGCCCAAUAGAGCCAGAGACCUCUGCAUCCCAAAGACUAUUGAGUACCUGUCUUACCAUGAAUUAAUGGGUAUCAUGCUGUGUGUUGUAUCUGUACUCGGAGCUUGUAUUUCCCUCUCCAUCCUUGCCAUAUUCUUCACGUAUAAAGAUACACCACUGGUUCGGGCCAACAACAUGGAACUGAGCUUCCUUCUCUUGGUGUUCCUUGCCGUCUGUUUCCUUGUUGGUCUGUUGUUCAUUGGUGAGCCUUCAGACUGGCUUUGCCGUAUCAGGUAUCCAGCAUUUGGCAUCAGUUUUGCCCUCUGCAUUUCAUGCCUCCUGGCCAAGACAGCAGUGGUCCUAAUGGCUUUCAGGUCCACAUUGCCAGGAAGUAAUGUGAUGAAGUGGUUUGGACCCGAACAGCAGAGAGCCAGUAUACUUCUCGGAACAGCUGUACAGGUAAUAAUAUGUCUUAUCUGGCUGCUCACCAGCCCACCUCAUGCCAAUAACAACACAGAUUACCACAGUGCUACCAUCAUCAUGGAGUGUGUUACUGGUUCAGAAGUUUGCUUCUGGUGUGUUCUUGGAUACAUUGGCAUCCUGGCCUGCAUGUGCUUCCUAAUGGCUUUUCUGGCUCGAAAGCUCCCUGAUAAUUUUAAUGAGGCAAAGUUCAUUACCUUCAGCAUGCUGAUAUUCUUUGCAGUGUGGAUCACUUUUAUCCCAGUUUAUGUGAGCACAGCUGGAAAAUACACAGUGGCUGUCCAUAUUUUUGCAAUUUUAGCUUCAGCAUUUGGACUUCUUUUCUGCAUUUUUGCCCCAAAGUGCUAUAUCAUAAUUUUGAAACCAGAAAAAAACAGUAAGAAACACAUUAUGCAAAGGUGAAAAUGACAGUACAUGAUGUGCUGAUAAGGAAAUUACAUAUAUAAGACAAUCACUUUAAUGACAUACAGUAUAUGUGUGUUUUUCUUCAGAUUGUCAGAAUAUUCCAGCUGGAAAUACAAUAAAGCAAAAAAUUUUUUUUUUUUUUUUUUUUUUUUAAUCUAAUUUUAAAAGAGUUCCCUGUAAUGAUUCAACUCUUGAUGGUAUGUUACAACUAAAUAGAUAAAAUUGUACAUAUAAUUUGAUUUUAAAAUUUUAUCAUCCUUUUCAAAUAUCAUAUAUCCAGGUUGUUAUUGCAAGCAAUAUUGGACAAAGGGGAGCCUAUGUUAUCCAAUGUCUGUGUGUGUGUGUGUGUGUGUGUGUGUGUGUGUAUAUGUAUAUAUAUAUAUAUAUAUGUGUGUGUGUGUGUGUGUGUUUAUUAUUUAGAGUUUAAAAUGUAUUAUUUAUAGUUAAUGAUGCUGAUAAAAUAAUAAACAUUCAGAGACAGUGAUAAAGUUUUUAUUUAUUUAUUUAUUUAUUAUUAUUUUAAUUAUUGUCAUUAUGAUGAACGCAAUCCCUUGUCCUUUGAGGGUCAUGGGAGCUGGAACCAAUCUCAGCUGACAUUGGAUGAGAGACAGGGUACAUUCUAGACAUGUUGCCAGUCUAUCAGAGGGCCUACAGAUAGAGACAAACAACCAUUCACUCUCACAUUCACACCCAUGGUCAAUUUAGAGACACCA